Bradysia coprophila is the source of this 2026-nucleotide messenger RNA. RefSeq lists its product as uncharacterized. NCBI's taxonomy places the organism in Eukaryota, Metazoa, Arthropoda, Insecta, Diptera, Sciaridae. The record is from RefSeq and is a predicted model, not a curated record.
CAACUUUACAUAAGCUGAUCCCUCACACAAUAGAUGAAAUACACGAAAAAAAUAUCAGUUACCAGUUCACCGUGAACGAUUGCGAACCGAAGAGAAAUAGCAGCUACGACAUGGAAUCACAUAACGGUGUUUCGAACGGAGUUUCGAAUGGGAUUUCGAAUGGCGUCAACGGAACGACAGAAGUUUCAGAUGUCGCACAAACAACUGCAAUCGAAGUAAAAUCCGUUGAGAGCGUCUUAGCCAAAAGUGAAUCAAUUGAUGAGGUUACACCACCGGCAAUAGUUGAAGAGGCAGUAACACCGAGUGUUGUUCCAGAAGUUGAACAAAGUACCACUCAAGAACCUUCAUCUAUUGCGGUUGCUUCUCCUCAAGUAGAAGAAGUGGCAACACUUUCUGUAGAAGUAACGGAAACACCCGCAGUUGUGGAAACAAUACAAGAAGUGACUGCAACACCGGCUGUUGUGGAAAUACCACAGGAAGAGCCUGUACAACCCGCCGUAGUAGAAACACCACAGGAAGCGCCUGUGACAAUCGCAGUUGAGAAAACACAACAGGAAGUUUCUGCUCCUCAACCACAAGUGAUUGCACAAGAGCCGGAAACUACUGCUGCACCAACGAUUUCAGCUGACGUACCUGUAACUAGAUUACCUGGAAGUCAGACUGGUACAUCAGAAUUUGUGGUGCCUACUUAUGCCAUCGAUGCCCUUAAUCGCAUUGCUCAAGACGAAGGCUUUACAAAUUAUGCCAUUAGCUACGAUCGAGGAUCGAAUCUUGGUGAUGGUUUUGUUGCGGAAAUUGUACGUGCCAAAAUAAAGGGAAGUCAACUGGUAAAAGGUGUCCAAGAAGAUUCCGAGUUGGUGCUGGUGCUGAAACUGCCGCCCGAAAAUAAAAUCCGACGCGAGCAAAUGGGAAUGAACGUAUUCGAACGAGAAGUGACCGUGUACAAUGAAAUAUUGCCAAUGUUUCAAAAGUUUCAACUGGAUAAAGGGCUAAAACCUGGUCAAGGAUUCGUUUCUUUUCCGAAGUGCUACUACGCUUCGUAUGACAAAGAGAAAGACGAGGCGGUGGUGAUUAUGGAAGACAUUCGUAAAAAAGGUUUUAAAAUGCUCAACAAGUACAAAACACUGGACUAUCCACAUGCACAGGCUGUUUUGGAGACCGUAGCACAGUUUCAUGGACUUUCGCUGGCAGUUAAGGAUCAGUGUCCUGCUAUUUUCGAAAAGUUCAAAGGCCUAAAAGAUGCUAUGACCGAUGGUAUGAUGACUGAUUUGAUGAAGACAAUGACAAAGGCUAGCUGUGAAAAGGCAAUUGGUACAUUGGAACCGCACGAAGAGAAUAUUAAGCAAAAGUUGCUUGCGUUCGGUGACAAUGUAGUCGACAUCAUUAAAUCGUGCACAAAUGGUGAAUUAUCUGAACCAUACACUGUAAUAAACCAUGGUGACUGUUGGACUAACAACAUCAUGUUCAAAUAUGAGCGAGGAUCCCCACGUCAUCUUUGCUUAUUGGAUUGGCAAAUCAGUAGAUAUGCCUCACCUGUUUUGGAUAUAUGCUACUUCUUAUUCCAAUGCACGGAUUCUGAGUUACGCGCCCAACAUUUUGAUAAUCUGGUACAAGGAUACCACAUAGCCUUACGCAAACAGGUCGAACUUCUCGGAAGUGAUGUCAAUCAAAUUUUACCAUUUACUGCUUUGCUCCGCGAAAUGAAAAACAAAGCUAAAUUCGCACUGUCGACAGCACUAUUCGUCAUUCCGAUGAUGUGCACAGCGAAUGAAGAGCUUCCAGACAUGAACGAAAUGGUGGAGACAAUGGUCAAGGGAGAAGUAAGCGAAGACGGAGGUAUGUUCCAGAUGACUUCGAAUACCGAAGUGCUUUAUAAGAAACGUAUGGGCGGUAUCGUUAGAGACAUGUACAAAAAGGGAUAUCUCUGAACAACGAUGCGAAAUCAUAAAUGUGGUGAAUUGGUGGAACAAAUAAAAAUGGAAAUUCUAUGAAAAAUAUCUUGAGUAACAAUUGAAUGUUUUAGUCA